Protobothrops mucrosquamatus (brown spotted pit viper) is the source of this 2378-nucleotide messenger RNA. It is a transcript of the gene ZBTB20, whose product is annotated as zinc finger and BTB domain containing 20. Gene Ontology annotation, molecular function: RNA polymerase II cis-regulatory region sequence-specific DNA binding; protein binding; DNA-binding transcription factor activity, RNA polymerase II-specific. The transcript is spliced from 4 exons. Lineage: Eukaryota; Metazoa; Chordata; Lepidosauria; Squamata; Viperidae. Gene Ontology annotation, biological process: regulation of transcription by RNA polymerase II. The coding region runs from base 11 to 2266 and encodes 751 amino acids. The record is from RefSeq and is a predicted model, not a curated record.
GCCUCAAUGAAUGUCUGCACUAAGUCCAAAGCUCGGAGUGAUUUACCUGAAGAGUGAUAUUCAGAAACCACUAAAGAAACCCAAGACAACUGAAAAACAGAAGUCUGAGGAGAAUGAGAUUACGCAGACGGGUGCCUUCGUUGCCAAGUCAGGCCUUCCAUGCCUGAACUUUGAAGCUAUCUCCUCUCUGGGCCCAGAUCUCAUCCAUUCAUCCCAUUCACUAAGAAACCUGCUCAUAUACACAGGGUCACCUGAUUGUAACAACAGUUGCAGGGGGAUGACAGAGCGCAUUCACAGCAUCAACCUCCACAACUUCAGCAAUUCUGUGCUCGAGACCCUCAACGAGCAACGCAACCGUGGCCACUUCUGUGAUGUGACAGUUCGCAUUCACGGGAGCAUGCUGCGUGCCCACCGUUGUGUGUUGGCGGCUGGCAGCCCCUUCUUCCAAGAUAAGCUGUUACUGGGCUACAGUGACAUUGAAAUUCCUUCUGUGGUUUCAGUCCAAUCAGUACAAAAGCUCAUUGACUUCAUGUACAGUGGAGUAUUGCGAGUCUCACAAUCGGAGGCCCUGCAAAUCCUUACAGCAGCCAGCAUCCUGCAGAUUAAAACUGUGAUUGAUGAAUGCACACGGAUUGUCUCACAGAAUGUGGGUGACAUCUACCCUUUGAUUCAGGAUUCUGCACAGGAGACACCACGAGGAACUCCUGAAUCAGCCACUUCAGGACAGAGCAGUGAUACAGAGUCUGGUUAUCUGCAAAAUCACUCACAGCACAGCGUGGACAGGAUAUACUCAGCUUUGUAUGCAUGUUCUAUGCAGAAUGGCAGUGGCGAGCGUUCAUUCUACAGUGGUGCAGUGGUCAGCCACCAUGAAACAGCACUAGGCCUUUCUAGAGACCAUCAUAUGGAAGAUCCAAGCUGGAUUACAAGGAUCCAUGAGCGCUCACAGCAGGUGGAGCGGUAUCUUUCCACCACGCCAGAAACCACACACUGCAGGAAACAACCACGUCCAGUUCGGAUCCAAACUUUAGUGGGCAAUAUUCACAUCAAGCAAGAAAUGGAGGAUGAUUAUGACUACUAUGGACAGCAGAGAGUGCAAAUCCUAGAGCGCAAUGAAUCUGAAGAAUGCACUGAGGAUACUGAUCAAGCAGAAGGUGCUGAAAGUGAGCCCAAGGGAGAAAGUUUUGAUUCUGGAGUCAGUUCCUCCAUUGGCACUGAGCCUGAUUCUGUGGAGCAGCAAUUUAUGACUGGCCUAGGUCGAGAAGGUCAACAAGAACCUACCCAACCAGAACAAAAUGAUGUUUCUGCUGAAAGCAUUCAGCAGCAGCACACAGAUACUAACUCUUCUUCACCAGAAAGAGGAAAUGAUGUUGAAAGGGAUAGCGCACUAAUAACUGUUUGUAACAGUACUGAAAAGGGGACUUUACAGCCUAUCACUACAACUAUUGCCCAAUCAUUGCCAAGUACCCAGCUCUACUUACGCCAGACAGAAACCCUCACCAGCAACCUGAGGAUGCCAUUGACCCUGACCAGCAACACACAGGUCAUCGGCACAGCUGGCAAUACCUAUUUGCCUGCACUCUUUACUACACAGUCUGCUGGCAGUGGUCCUAAGCCUUUCCUUUUCAGCCUUCCCCAGCCCCUAGGCCAACAGGCACAAUUUGUGACAGUGUCCCAGCCUGGGCUUUCAACUUUUACUGCCCAACUGCCAGCCCCACAACCCUUGGCUCCUUCUGUAGGUCACAGCACAGCAGGUGGGCAGGGUGAAAAAAAGCCUUAUGAGUGUACCCUCUGCAACAAGACUUUCACAGCCAAACAGAAUUAUGUCAAGCACAUGUUUGUACAUACAGGUGAGAAGCCCCACCAGUGCAGCAUUUGUUGGCGAUCCUUCUCCCUAAAAGAUUACCUAAUCAAACACAUGGUGACUCACACUGGUGUCAGAGCCUACCAAUGCAGUAUCUGUAAUAAGCGUUUUACGCAGAAGAGUUCCCUAAAUGUGCAUAUGCGGCUCCACCGUGGGGAGAAAUCUUACGAAUGCUACAUUUGCAAGAAAAAGUUUUCACACAAGACCCUGCUUGAAAGACACGUGGCUCUACAUAGUGCCACAAACGGAACAUCUAGCACAACAAGCACUGGGGCAAGGGCACUUCCAGCUGGAGGGAUGGCCUGCACAGAGGGAACGACCUACGUUUGCUCUGUCUGCCCAGCUAAGUUUGACCAAAUUGAGCAUUUCAACGACCACAUGAGGCUGCAUGUUUCAGAUGGGUAAAUAAUAUCUAUUCUGUUAUGAACAACAACAAAGCCCAAAUAGAGAAACAACGAAAAGCUAUGGCACUAGAUUUUUUUUUCAUUUUUCAUUUUUAGUUUGUUUAUUUUCAUUU